Messenger RNA from Centropristis striata (black sea bass), 2270 nucleotides. It is a transcript of the gene pif1, whose product is annotated as PIF1 5'-to-3' DNA helicase homolog (S. cerevisiae). Gene Ontology annotation, molecular function: DNA helicase activity. The coding region runs from base 134 to 2026 and encodes 630 amino acids. The transcript is spliced from 13 exons. Gene Ontology annotation, biological process: telomere maintenance; DNA repair. NCBI's taxonomy places the organism in Eukaryota, Metazoa, Chordata, Actinopteri, Perciformes, Serranidae. The record is from RefSeq and is a predicted model, not a curated record.
AUUCACGCACUACAAUUUGAAAAUCCGUGUUCACAGAGUGAGCAGAAGCUGCACGGAGAGAGCAAGAAAGACAAAGAUUGGGACAGAAUCUGUUAAGAACAAAGCAGCUUGUAUUUGGCAAAAGGUUGCAGCAAUGCUAAGCGGGGAGGACGGAGCUCAGCUGCAGUGCGUCGUGGCGGUGGAGCAGUUGAACAACGCUGGCCAGGCCACCCGGAGGCAGCUCAUCCGUAAAGCUUCUGUUCUUCUGGGCCGGAAUGAGUUCCAGGAGAUUAUCCUCAGAGUCCACGACGGAAAAGUCCCCCAAAAUUACCACCUAAAAGAAUUCAAACUCUUCACAAAAUUCGCCAGGGAGGGCAAGUGCACCAUCAAACUGCUGCCUGAAAACAUCCAGGUGCUCAUCUCCAACUGCCCCCCUGACCGCUUGAACCUCUUCCUCAAAACUCUGAGCAUCAAACACCAGGCCCAGGUGAGCAGCAAGCCCAUGAGCGGCCGAGAGAAGCUCAAAGCCUGUCUGCCCCGCAGCUUUGAGGCCAUCAGCCCCCUGCAGCAAAAGGAUAUCCAGAAGGUGAAUGAGCUGAGGAGCAAAGAGGCUCCUAAGGGGCUGACGGACCGCACAAAUAAGACGACUGUGGCAGGAACUGGACAGCAGGUCAAAAGGUCGAGGAGCGACACUAACUUCAGCCCAGUGAAGGCCAACCCGAGCAAAAAGCCCAUCCUGUCUCUGCCGUCACGUAAGCUUAAUAAAGAACAGGCGGCUGUCCUAAGCGCUGUGCUGAGUGGCAAAAAUGUCUUCUUCACUGGCAGUGCAGGUACAGGAAAGUCCUUCUUACUGAAGAGAAUCAUGGGAUCUCUUCCUCCAAAGAGCACCUUCGCCACAGCCAGCACAGGAGUGGCUGCGUGUCACAUCGGAGGCACAACGUUGCACAACUUUGCUGGUAUCGGCUCCGGCUCGGCCCCGCUGGAGCAGUGCAUCGAGCUGGCCCAGCGCCCCGGGGUGCUGCAACACUGGACCAGCUGUCGACACCUCGUCAUCGACGAGGUCUCCAUGGUGGAGGCUCAGUUCUUCGACAAGCUCGAAUCGGUGGCAAGGUCGGUGAGGAGGUCUACUGCGCCGUUCGGAGGCAUCCAGCUGAUCGUGUGUGGUGACUUCCUCCAGCUGCCUCCUGUUUCCAAGGGAAAGGAAAAGGCCAGCUUCUGCUUCCAGGCCAGGAGUUGGCGAAAGGUUAUCCAGGUCAAUAUGGAGCUAAUGGAGGUGCGGCGGCAAACUGACCAGUCCUUCAUCUCCCUCCUGCAGGCAGUGAGGGUGGGCAGGGUGACGGAGGAAGUCACGGCGAAGCUGAUGGAAAGCGCCUACCAUCACAUCGAGAGAGACGGCAUUCUAGCGACCAGGCUGUGCACACACAAGGAUGAUGUCGAGCUCACAAACGAGAACAAACUCCAGCAGCUGCCAGGGUCGGUGCGUGUGUUUGAGGCUCUGGACAGCGACCCUGCUCUGGCUAGGACCAUCGACGCUCACAGCCCCGUCAGCAGACUGAUCCAACUCAAAGUGGGAGCUCAGGUCAUGCUGACGAAGAACCUGGAUGUGGCUCGAGGUCUGGUGAACGGAGCUCGAGGGGUUGUCGUGGCUUUUGAAUCUGGAAAACAUGGACUCCCACGUGUGCGUUUCCUGUGUGGCGUCACAGAGGUGCUGAAGACCGAGCGGUGGGUGUUUAAGUCCGGCGGAGGGAUCCACCUGAGUCGACAGCAGCUGCCACUCAAACUGGCCUGGGCCAUCUCCAUCCACAAGAGCCAGGGAAUGACACUUGACUGUGUGGAGAUCUCUCUGGCACGCGUGUUUGAGAGCGGCCAGGCUUACGUGGCCUUGUCUCGGGCUCGGAGCCUGGAGGGUCUGAGGGUCAUGGACUUUAACCCCAGCGUGGUCCGGGCAGAUCCAGACGUCCUCGUUUUUUAUAAAAAACUCAGGAAGGAGAGGCUCCUCAUGCAGGCCUCCAUGGAUGAUUUUCUUGGCAGCAAAGAAAACUUUUAGUAAGAAGGUGAAUUCAUCUUCAUCUCUCUGACAUUAUGCACUGUGUGCAUCAUCCUGUUUUGGACCAUUUGGUUUUCUUAAAUGACUGCAGCCACAGACAUCUACAAUCACAGUCUACCUCCGUUUUAACCGGCAGCACUUGAACUCACACUGCCACCUUUUGGUACUUUUUUAAGAGCUUAUUUUUUUAUUUUAAUUUAUUAUCAUGGUUGUUAUGUGUUCCAAUAAAGUUUUAGCCAACUUA